GCGAGAGUUUGGGCGAGAGCGUCGAGCGAGGCCAGUGAGCGAUCAUGAGACGCGGAGGAGGUCACCACAGCACUGGGGCGAGAUCUGUCAGAUUGCUGUAUCACUGGGCAAGACUUUGGCGACUCUCUGGCGGCCCUCUGGUCAACCCCUUGUCGACACUGGCGAUACUCUCAGCCCUUCUCAGCCUCGUCAGCCGUCCGCUCGAGCCCGACCACAAGAUCUGUCGCUUCCAGCCUUUGGUGCUGGCUCAUCGGCAACUUUGAUGAGUCGUAUUAUGUCUCGCACUUUGCGACGAGGCUUCGCUAGGAUGAGAAGUCCCCAGGACUGCCUCCGCUAUGGGUCNACGAACACUUGCGCUGGAUUGCCGAUGUCAGUUCGCGGACNUUGCGUGCAGCGGUUGGUUUCUAGUGACCUGGCCAACACUGCACGUGAAAGAGAUCUGCAUCAGUUCUGCCAUGUGCCUCCCCUCCUCGACCGC
Molecule: messenger RNA, 478 nt
Organism: Mixia osmundae IAM 14324
Lineage: Eukaryota; Fungi; Basidiomycota; Mixiomycetes; Mixiales; Mixiaceae
Exons: 3
Coding region: 45-263 (72 amino acids)
Source: RefSeq, a predicted model, not a curated record